This is a messenger RNA of Polistes canadensis, 354 nucleotides long. It is a transcript of the gene mRpL42, whose product is annotated as 39S ribosomal protein L42, mitochondrial. Bases 1 to 354 code for a protein of 117 amino acids. NCBI's taxonomy places the organism in Eukaryota, Metazoa, Arthropoda, Insecta, Hymenoptera, Vespidae. Gene Ontology annotation, cellular component: mitochondrial large ribosomal subunit. The transcript has a single exon. The record is from RefSeq and is a predicted model, not a curated record.
AUGAAUACAAUUGCACGAAUUGGUAUUUGUACAUUGCGUAGACAAUCUCCAAGCUAUAGCACAUUACCUCCAGAAGUUGUUAUAUUCACUGAUAAAAAUAUGAUUAUUUGUUGGCAUCCAAAUCAAGGUUUUCCUUAUGAAUACUCAAAGCCUAUUAUAGAAGAAGUACAAGCUACACCAAAUACGGUAUUAAAAAUUGGUGAAAAAGAUAUUUCAGCAAUCUUUAAACAAAAGAAACAGUAUGAUGUCAUUACAGAAUUAGCCAAAUUAACCUUCACUACUAAGCAUAAAUGGUAUCCUCGAAGCAGAGAUAAAAAGGCAAAAAAAACUGAACCCGAUAGACCGUACUUGUAA